UCUCUUCGCCAACACACCCACCAUUCCAUCUUCUUGUCACCGCCACCAGUUCUCUGUAGGGAGUCUCCUAUAGUACUUAGCAUUCAGCCAGACGAAUACCUUAGUAUCGCCCAAUUGGGACAUCAAGACCACCCUAUUCACGGGCUGCGCUGAACGCCGGGAGAUAACAAAACCCGCUUCUUGUUUGCUUGUCACGGGAAGCAUCGUUGACAGGCUUGCUGCAACUGCAUUUAUAUACCUGGCUGCUCGUCCUUGUAUCGACCGUUCUUUCACUGUUGGUUGUAUCUCAAAAGCUUUGCCCCUCGCGCGUUCGGAGGCCGAAGGAUCUUAUCCUAUUGGUUUUCUGCUGCUGUUGGACACCUCUCAGUGAAGUGAUACCUCCUUUUGCCAUCGCCGUCAGCAGUAUUGCGGUGGCUGGUAACAUGGCUCCAGCAAGUCAAAUGCAUUACCAGAAAGAUGAGAAGGUUCUCUGCUUUCAUCAUGAGAUCCUCUACGAGGCGAAGAUCCUUGACCUGAGGCAUACCGACCCCGACGACCGGAAGAGUCCAUAUGAAUACCUUGUACACUACAAGGGCUGGAAAAACACAUGGGAUGACUGGGUGCCCCAAGAUCGUCUGCGCAAGUUCACAGACGAAAACAGGGAGCUAGCCACAACCCUCCGCCGCGAGGCUGAGGCGGCUUUCCGCCAGAAGCCCACCAAAGCAAUCAUGAAGAAGAGAGGUGAAUCCGACCGCAGCUCCGCGCGGGGAAGUGAGGAGAGACAGAUGUCCGUACCUGGACGUGGUACGAAGAGAGCGCGAGAAAAUGACAUCGAAAAGGAGGAUAACUUCUACGUGCGGCCCUCAGUAAGGAUUGUCAUGCCAGACAACCUAAAGUCUCUUCUCGUCGACGACUGGGAGAACGUGACCAAGAACCAACAAGUUGUGGCCUUGCCGGCCAAGGCCUCCGUAAACCAAAUCCUUGACGACUACACCAAGGAAGAAAAGCCCAAGCGAACAACCUCCGCUGAUCUGGACGUGCUCGAAGAAGUCGUCGUGGGCAUCAAAGAGUACUUUGACAAAGCCCUUGACAAAAUCCUUCUCUACCGAUUCGAGCGCGAGCAGUACCGCACUCUCCGCAAGAAGUGGGAGGAGGGGUCCGGAGAUUUCGCCGAUAAAGGCCCGCUUGAUAUUUAUGGCGCGGAGCAUCUAACGCGACUGUUCGCGACCAUGCCCGAGCUCAUCGCACAGACAAACAUGGACCUCCAGUCCACCAAUCGACUCCGCGAGGAACUCUCCAAGUUCACCAUCUGGCUCGGCAAAAACAACAGCCAGUACUUCGCGACCAGGUACAUGACGGCAAGCAACGAGUACAUCGAGAAGUCCCGGGGCGUUGCAAAUCCCACUCCUGGAACCGCUACCUCGCGCCUGGUUUGAUGUGAGAACUUUCUUCUGUUUUCUAUCGUUGAAGCCCUGUGGUAGUUUAUUGGUCACUUUAUGAGCAUGAGCAUCGCGAGCACUUGAGAUUCGGGCAAAUUGUAUCACUACCUAGGUUAGGGAUAGGCGAAUAUUUACGGGUC
Molecule: messenger RNA, 1558 nt
Organism: Aspergillus campestris IBT 28561
Lineage: Eukaryota; Fungi; Ascomycota; Eurotiomycetes; Eurotiales; Aspergillaceae
Product: MRG family protein
Exons: 5
Coding region: 423-1415 (330 amino acids)
Biological process (GO): regulation of DNA-templated transcription; chromatin organization
Cellular component (GO): nucleus; Rpd3S complex; NuA4 histone acetyltransferase complex
Source: RefSeq, a predicted model, not a curated record